Molecule: messenger RNA, 1805 nt
Organism: Malania oleifera
Lineage: Eukaryota; Viridiplantae; Streptophyta; Magnoliopsida; Santalales; Ximeniaceae
Product: DEAD-box ATP-dependent RNA helicase 36
Exons: 6
Coding region: 183-1658 (491 amino acids)
Molecular function (GO): ATP binding; nucleic acid binding; RNA helicase activity
Source: RefSeq, a predicted model, not a curated record
AUCAAGGGUUGAACCCUGGGCCUGAGUUCCCUCCUCUGGUUCAAUUACUUCUUCGUUGCGUGGUGUUUGGUUGGCUGCUACAAUUCUCUUCCUCUCUGCUUCUUGUUCUCUUUGGCGGGCUCCGGGCAGUCCUCCCCUCCACUGGAUAGAGGUUCUUGUUUAUCGCCGACUGAAAAAAUAACAUGGAUGACGAACGAACCCUAGUUGACGAGAACUUUCCCCUCUUCAAACCCUCCGUAAAACCCAUCGCCACCACAACCACAGCCACGACCACAACCACCGCCGCCCAAGACCUUAAACCUAAGCUCAUUAAACGAACUAACCCCUCCUCAGUCUCCACCACAUUCGCCGACCUCGGCCUCGCCGAAUGGGCUGUCCAAACUUGCAAGGAGCUCGGCAUGAAGAAGCCGACGCCGGUCCAAGAGCACUGCAUUCCCCGGAUUCUCGCCGGCAAUGAUGUCCUGGGGCUGGCAGAGACCGGCAGCGGCAAGACUGCGACUUUUGCUCUGCCAAUCUUGCACCGCCUCGCCCAGGACCCGUACGGUGUGUUCGCGCUUGUGGUGACACCCACGAGGGAGCUCGCGGAUCAAUUGGCAGAUCAGUUCCGCGCUCUCGGGUCGUGUUUAAAUUUGAGGUGUGCGGUAGUGAUAGGAGGGAUGGACAUGAUCACACAGUCGAAGACCUUAAUGCAGCGGCCGCAUGUGGUUAUUGCCACUCCGGGGAGGAUUAAGGUUCUUCUCGAAGGGAAUCCCGAUGUUUCUGCUGUUUUCUCUAAGACAAAGUUCCUAGUUUUGGAUGAAGCAGAUAGAGUUUUGGAUGUCGGCUUUGAAGAGGAAUUGAAAGUGGUGUUUCAGUGUUUGCCAAAAAAUCGGCAAACUUUAUUGUUUUCUGCAACAAUGACAAGUGAUCUGCAAACAUUACUUGAGCUCUCUGCAAAUACCGCAUACUUUUAUGAGGCAUAUGAAGGCUUCAAGACUGUUGAAUCUCUUAAGCAGCAAUAUAUAUUUAUUCCUGAAAAUGUGAAGGAUGUUUAUCUUCUCUACAUUUUGUCUAAAAUGGAAGAUAUGGAUAUUCGCUCAGCCAUCAUAUUUGUUUCUACCUGCAGAAGUUGUCACCUUCUUAGUUUGUUACUGGAAGAGCUUGAUCUGGAGACUGCUGCAUUGCAUUCCUUCAAAGCUCAAUCUCUAAGGCGCACGACACUGCAACAAUUUAAAUCUGGACGGGUUCCCGUAUUGCUUGCAACUGACGUUGCCAGCCGUGGCUUGGACAUUCCUACAGUUGAUCUGGUUAUCAAUUAUGAUGUUCCAAGGUAUCCAAGGGACUAUGUUCAUCGAGUGGGACGUACUGCAAGGGCAGGCAGGGAGGGGCUGGCUUUAAGCUUUGUUACUCAGAACGAUGUGGUUCUUAUUCAUGAAAUAGAAGCUAUUCUUGGCAAACAAUUGGAUAAGUUUGAUUGCAAAGAGAAUGAGGUUCUCUCUGAUAUCACAAAGGUUUAUAAGGCCAGACGUGUGGCAAAAAUGAAGAUGAUGGAUGAGGGAUUUGAGGAAAAAGAAAGAGAGCGAAAAGCACUGAAGCUCAGGGCACUGGCCCAAAAAGGUUUGUUGAAGAGAAAGAGUAGAAAGAGAAAGAGAGUUGUAUCAGCUAAAAUGGUGGAUUGAGAAACUUAUGGAAAAGGUCUCAUGGGAAUUUUUUUUUUUUAAUUUUUUUAAUUCAAACUUUGGUUGUAUAUGGAAAUAGAACUAUUUAGGGAUAGUGUGUUGACUUGAAGGAAUGAAGAAAUGGAAGGAGUGAAAAUUUAUGCUGCA